AUGUCUACAGUCCCGCUGUCUCCUCACUGGGAAGAUAUCGUCGAUGAAUCGCCCCAUGCACCAAGAAUAUUUCCGUCCUAUGCUUACCUUCAUAUCGACACCUUCCUUCACGCGUCUAAGUCCUAUGAUAAAAAGACCAAAGAAUGGACACGAAUGAUCACAGUGGCCAAUGCGUCGACGCUGGUCAAUGCGCUCUUCAUGCCACUCGAAGAUAUCAUAAACGAGAUUCUGUGUCACUUUCAAGAAAAAGAUGCACUAGUUCGAAAUGAAAUAAUACAAACCCACGAAAAUAGAUUAUCUGUCAUUGAGGACGACGACGUCGAAGAAGAAGAAUACUCACGCCGGGUUUCCGCGAACAAGAUAUCCCCAGACAUGGCUAUUAUGGGUAGAGGAGCAAACUUUUUCAUUCAUGAUAAAUAUCCAACCGUACCGGCCUAUACGCACUGUCUCGUUCCAGUGGAGGUGAAGCGGGAGAGCGAUUUUGACUAUGAAGCCGCUGUCACCCAGGUGCAACGAUACGCGAGGAAAUGCUUUGCUCAUCAGCCCCAUCGACGAUGGGUCCCUACAGUCAUCUUCACGGAGAUGAAUGCGCAUCUGGUGAUUCACGACCGUUCUGGAACCUUAACAUUUGACCGCCCAAUCAACUACCACAAAGAUCCAUUAGCAUUUGUCCGCCUUCUUUUGGGCGUCUCCACCGCCGUAGAUGAUCUUAGGAAGUCUUCGUUUGAUCCAAGAAUAUAUUGGGAAGAGCCUAGAGGCUGGCCAAUAAUCAUAGUUAUGCGAAUCGAGGGUGUCUCCGACUCUCAGAAAACGACAUCUGAGUCGCAGCUUGUGUAUUCGGAAUACCAAACUGCAGGGAAGGUUCCGAUGGUCAGACCAUUUGAUCCUCGAGGCACAGUCUGCUGGAGAGCUUUACCAGUUUCCGCCGAGCAUAUGAACCUCAUUGGACCAGUCCUUAUUAAGGAUUCCUGGAGAGACGCUAAGCGGCAAAGCGAAUGGGAGCUUUUGGAAGAGGUCAAAGGCCUUGACGGUGUAGGCCAGAUGGUGACUUACGAGGAAGACGUCGACUUUUCUAUUUCUCAAUUCCGCAAUCAUAUCACUCAGGGACUGUAUGGGGAGCGCAAUCCGUACAGAAAAGACCGCAUUUUUACUCGGCUAGUCCUCAAACACUAUGGACGAUCUGUCAAAUAUUUUAGCAGCAAAUUACAGCUACUUCAUGCGCUGUAUGAUGCUGUCGCUGGCCACAAACGAAUGUGGCUCAAGGGAGUUCUACAUCGAGAUAUCAGUCUGGAAAACAUUUUAUUUGGGCAGGAGGGGGCUCAAGUGGGAAAUCGCGGGAUUUUAAUUGAUCUCGAUUCAGCGAUCAAGGUGAAUGACAGUCAGAGGUCGAAUACUGCUACCCGAUCGGGGCGCCUUCGACCGGGAACAUGCACAUACCAAUCCAUCGCUCUUCUCUAUGGUCCACAAUGGGAUAUUUCUGGUGUGGAAUCACCCCCUCAAGAUCACCUUGAUGACCUCGAGUCUUUCUUCUACGUGUUAGCCUGGAUUUGCAUGAGAUAUAAUGGACCCGGAAUCAAAGCUCAGAACACCGCCAAAUAUCUCGAUAAAUGGGACUCUUCUAAUACAGCUCUUUGCGCAGAAAUUAAGGAAGGGCUUCUGUCUGCUCCAUUGGCGUAUCUACAACCCUACUUUGCUAAGGAUAAAAUCUUCCUCCGGCUUGUUGCAGACCUUGCGAAGGUUUGCGUGCGCCAUGUUACGGAAAAACUGAAAGUUGUCGACUCUAUGGGAGAAUUUCCUGAUCUUGUGGAGAUCCAUCAGGCUCAGGUCGCUUCGUCUGGUAAAGACCAUGAUGAAUUCUUGGCAAUCAUCGGCAAAGCAAUUAACGCCUUAGAAAAGGCGACCAAGGCACAAAAACCCUUCAAGGCGUCACGUAAUACUCAGCCUGCCACAACAGCCCAAGUUGUGGCCGGCGGAUCAGGUGUUACACCGACAGAAGAACCUACGAAAUUUGGCGCUGCUCUGAAGCCAGCGGAGAAAAAGAAAGAAUCGUUGGCCGUCUUCAAAAAAUCUAAUGAUCACAACUUGAACGCUUCGGUGGCACCAGUGACUCAACGUCCGGAGCCAUCUCCUCUAGGAGACUGCUCCAACGUAACACCACAAACCCCAUCAAAAAAGGAGGUCGUUUCUGCCAGUACAUCUAAUAUCGCGCAUAAAUUGUCAAAAGCUAGAGAGAAGAAGCGAAAGAUCACGAUGGACGACUCGGAUGCUGAAGAUAGCAAAUUGGAAGAAGUCCAGAAACGUUCCAAGGUCAACCACUUGAAGGAAAACAGGUCAGACUAUAAAGGCGAAUGUUCUUCGGGAUCUGCGAAGUGA
Molecule: messenger RNA, 2373 nt
Organism: Psilocybe cubensis
Lineage: Eukaryota; Fungi; Basidiomycota; Agaricomycetes; Agaricales; Agrocybaceae
Exons: 4
Coding region: 1-2373 (790 amino acids)
Biological process (GO): protein phosphorylation
Molecular function (GO): protein kinase activity
Source: RefSeq, a predicted model, not a curated record